Molecule: messenger RNA, 1524 nt
Organism: Ooceraea biroi (clonal raider ant)
Lineage: Eukaryota; Metazoa; Arthropoda; Insecta; Hymenoptera; Formicidae
Gene: Pex2
Product: peroxisomal biogenesis factor 2
Biological process (GO): protein import into peroxisome matrix
Cellular component (GO): peroxisomal membrane
Molecular function (GO): zinc ion binding
Source: RefSeq, a predicted model, not a curated record
GUGUUCGUUCGGCCGAUGUCGCGACGUACGGACUCUGCACUCUCGGAGUCAUUCCGAGAGUGUGCACGUUGCAGCGCGGAUGUAAAUUCAUAGACAAUCGAUCGAGAUAAUAAAUAACGGACUAAGUUAACAUGACGCCGUCACUCUACGUCUCCCGAAUAAAUCAAAUCGAUGCCGCCCAAUUGGACAUCGAGAUCUACAAGGUGCUGAAGGAUCAAGCGAAAGAGAUCGCCAAGUAUGGCGCGCCCGGCAAGAUCGACAAGUGGCAAGCGGAGAUAGACGUUCUCCUGAAAUUUCUCAUCUGGAAGUUCUCGCUGCAAGGAGGAUCCUCCACAUUCGGCCAGAAACUGCUGAAUCUGCACUAUGCCAACAUCAAUCAGAAGAAGGCUGUUCUCUACCUGAUCCUAAACGUUCUUCCGCAAUACUUAAAGCACAAGGUGAAUGAUUGUCCAUCGGCACGUGGCGCAACCGCGCAAAGGCUGCAAUCGCUCGUCGAUUGGACGUCGAACGCGAUCAGUGUCUUGGAGUUCGUCAAUCUGCUCCUGUUCCUUCACCGAGGCGUACAGCCGCGCGUGAUAGAGCUUCUGCUGAAUCUCACCAGUCAGUCGAUAACCACGCAUCGACCCAGAAGUAUCGGCUACUCGUACAUGACGAGAGAGCUGCUGUGGCACGGCCUGAUGGAGCUCUUCACCAUCGGCAUACCCAUGAUAAACUUCUACUACCUGAAGCACACGAUAAUAAGACUGUGGCGACGAAGGAACACGCGCGAGCGCGUGCAGAGGACGUUUCCGGUGAUGAAUGCGUCGACCAAGUGCGCCUACUGCGACGAGACCCCGAUUCUGCCGAUGCACGCCAGCUGUGAGCACAUCUUCUGUUACUACUGCCUGCAGGCGCACUUCACCGCGACGAGCGUGUACCAUUGUCCCAGCUGUGACGCGGAGCUCCACGCCGAAGAUUCGAAGAGGUACACGCUCACGAGUGCAGUUUUGAGUGAUGACGACGAGGAGUCGGACGACAGUUUCGAGAAGGUGGACAGUGGAUGAUGACACAUGUAUGUACAUUUUCAGUUUUGUGCGAUGAAAUUGAUAAUAAUGAUUAUAGUUAUAGUGCAUAGUGUGGAAUGUGAACUCAGUGGUGUCGAAACUCGAAAUUUUAAAAAAGGGACUCUUCUAUGAGGAUUAUCUUCAUCGAUAAAAACAGAUUUUGUUGUUAUGGUAGUUGAAAGAAAUUUCGGAAAGGACAGAUUCACGCUGCAAUUACGAAAAUGAUAAACGUCGCGAAAGUGAAUAGAGAUUUUCAUUUGACAUAAAACAAAUGUGAAUGUACUACUGUAAAUAGAAACAAUUUUGUUAUUAUAUUUUGUUAGAGUUGGCUAAAUUUUCAAAAAGAGUAAAAAUUACUUGGGAGAAACGCCUGUUUCUUAUCGAUUUAUCGCGCAAAGGUAUCUGCAACGUGUACGAGUGCACGUAUAUGUUGUGCGCACGGUAUUAAUAAUUUUUUUAUUAAAAAUAGCAAUAUACAAAA